AUGGAGGAGGAUGAAGAGGAAGAGGAAGAGGAGGUUGCACAGGGCUUAGACGAGUCUGUUAUAAAAGCUAUUCCGUCUUUCAUCUACACCACCGCAAAGUCUGAACAAGAAGAAGAAUUUCGUGCUGAGUGUGCAGUUUGCUUGGAGGAGUUCCAAGAUAAUAAUCACAUCCGUACCCUCCCUAUUUGCUCUCACACUUUCCAUCUCAAUUGCAUUGACGUUUGGCUCCGUUCAAACGCUAGCUGUCCUGUAUGUCGCUCCUGUCUUGUUGAGGAGGACUAUCUGACCAAAUGCUCUAAUGCAUCUAGUUCCCAGCGGACCUUGUCGUUGGAGAGAAUGGUCGUCAUCGACAUCCCUGCCACCACAUCACCAUCGUAG
Molecule: messenger RNA, 378 nt
Organism: Medicago truncatula (barrel medic)
Lineage: Eukaryota; Viridiplantae; Streptophyta; Magnoliopsida; Fabales; Fabaceae
Product: E3 ubiquitin-protein ligase ATL6
Exons: 1
Coding region: 1-378 (125 amino acids)
Biological process (GO): protein ubiquitination
Molecular function (GO): transferase activity
Source: RefSeq, a predicted model, not a curated record